Molecule: messenger RNA, 1002 nt
Organism: Acanthoscelides obtectus
Lineage: Eukaryota; Metazoa; Arthropoda; Insecta; Coleoptera; Chrysomelidae
Source: the annotation of a GenBank genome assembly
AUGGAACUCAACCGAGAAAAUUUUCGCGCCAUUAUUUAUUACAACUUUCAGAGACAAUUAUCGCAACAAGAAUGCCUUGCUGAGUUACUGUCUGUUUUCGACAACCAAGCGCCACAUCAGUCGACAAUUUCCCGUUGGUAUGGAGAAUUCAAACGUGGACGGGUGAGUCUUAGCGACAAUACCAGGGUGGGUGCACAAAAAACGGCAGUCACCCAGGAAAACGUCGAUGCUGUGCGCAAACUCAUCAUUGAACAUAGACAUGUGACAUAUCGCGAGGUUGAGGCGUCCUUGAAGAUCUCAAAGACCUCAAUUCAAAAAAUUUUACAUGAAGAAUUAGAAGUAAGAAAAUUAGUUUCUCGUUGGAUACCCCACCUGUUGACUGAAGAGCAGAAAACAGCCAGGGUUAAUUGGUGUCAAAAAACGCUUUACCGUUUCAAUUCCGGAAACUCAAAAAAUGUGUACAGCAUUGUUAGUGGUGAUGAAUCGUGCAUUUACUGUUAUGAACCAGAAAAUAAACUACAGUCGGCUGUUUGGGUGUUCCAAGGUGAAGAAAAAUCAACAACCGUCAUCCGUUCUCGAAAUUUGUCAAAAGCGGGUCAUAUUGCAACAAUUCCUCUUAAUGAGCAAAGAACUGUUACUGCGGAUUGGUAUGUCACCGUUUUUUUGCCAAAAGUCAUCACCAAAAGAAUCAACCUCCACCAUGACAAUGCAAGCUCGCACACAGCCCAAAAAACAAGGCAGUAUUUAACGGAAGAAAACGCGGAAUUAUUGGACCAUCCUCUAUAUAGUCCCGGCCUAAGUCCUAACGAUUUCUUUACUUUCCCGAAAAUAAAAAACAGACUGCGUGGUCAAAGGUUUCAGUCACCAGAAGAAGCAGUUGACGCAUUCAAAAAUGCCGUUUUGGAUCUGCUAGCAAAUGAGUGGAAUAAGUGCUUCGAAAAUUGGUUCGACCGUAUGCAGAUGUGUAUUAAUCUUCGUGGAGAAUACUUUGAAAAACAAUAA